UCUCUGCAAAACUACUGGAGUACAAUAACCACUCUCUAUUAACUAUUACCUCUCUCUCUCUCUCUGAAUCCUUUUUCUCUCUGGCUUGCCUUGCAAUUCAUUAAAUGCACCUCCCCUGCACCACCGCCACCACUCAAUAAUCUUUCUCUCUCUUGCUUUCGGGAAUCAGGAUUCAGGACAGAGCAGGUGGGUACCUCCGUCAUGGAAUAGCUCACGAACUGCAACCACGAUCACCAUCUCUCUUCUUUCCACUCACUGCAUGUCAUCAUCCUAUUCACAUUUCUCGAUCUCCAUUCAACGAUCUCAGACAGAGUCUGCGACCUUUAAUUGGCUCUGUCACAGAUGUCAACCAUCUGGUUCUCCCAUAAGUUCACGUUUCCUGCAGUGGAUCCACAUUUGACUACAAUAAUCAAACCCUAGUUGAAGUGUUUGUUCGCCCCUACAUUGAGAUUUCGAGUGUCUACAUUGCAACUCCAUGUGGGGGAAUCUUUAACAAUAGGAAUGGUCUAUUGGGUGGUUGACUAAUGCAACUAUUCUGGGAUUUUGAGUGAGAUAUGUAUCUGGAAAAGUAGGAAUCUCAACCUCUCUGUUUCUUUCGGAUGCCAUUGCUUUGUAGCUGAGCAAAGCAGAUGGGGUGCUGUGUAAGUAGUGGUUUCAGCAGAAGUGGUAGCAGUAACAAUGAAGAGACAAUUUCUUCCUCUUGUUUGGGGUUCAGAUCACGGCGGAGCAAUAGAAUGAAGAGAUCAUCGGCUGAGCAUGUCACUGCCAUGCAUCAUUUACAUUCUAUUCCCAACCGGAUUUUUGCAAAUGGGAACAGCAGAACUUCCUGUAUUUUCACUCAACAAGGGCGCAAGGGCAUAAAUCAGGAUGCCAUGGUUGUUUGGGAAGAUUUCAUGUCAGAAGAUGCAAUAUUUUGUGGGGUCUUUGAUGGUCAUGGUCCACAUGGUCAUCUUGUUGCCCGCAAAGUGAGGGACGACUUGCCACUGAAGUUACUAUCUUUCCUGCAAUCUCAAGAGUCAAGGCAAAAUGGCCUGAAUAAUAAUUGUUUUGGUAGAAAAACAAAACUUGAAGGAGAUUCUGAGAAGGAUGGCUCAACUGAGGAUAACCUGGGAUCUUUGUGGAGAGAAGCUUUCCUCAAGUCAUAUAAAGCCAUGGACAAGGAGCUGAGGUCCCAUCCUACCCUGGACUGCUUUUGUAGUGGUAGUACUGCUGUCACUAUUGUUAAACAGGGGUUGAAUCUUUUCAUGGGGUACAUUGGCGACUCCCGUGCUAUCAUGGGGUCCAAGGACAGCAGUGAUUCUAUGGUUGCAGUGCAGUUGACUGUUGAUUUAAAGCCUGAUUUGCCAAGGGAAGAAGAAAGGAUUAAACGGUGUAAAGGAAGGGUCUUUGCAUUGCAAGAUGAGCCUGAAGUUCCUAGAGUUUGGUUGCCAUUCGAUGAUGCCCCCGGGUUAGCAAUGGCUAGGGCAUUUGGGGAUUUCUGUUUGAAGGAUUAUGGAGUUAUCUCCAUACCAGAAUUCUCUCACAGGAUACUCACAGAGAGGGACCAAUUCAUUGUUCUUGCCUCCGAUGGUGUUUGGGAUGUCUUGAGCAAUGAAGAGGUUGUUGAAAUUGUGUCCUCAGCCCCAACCAGAUCAUCAGCUGCACGGAUCCUUGUUGACUCUGCUUCUCGAGAAUGGAAACUCAAGUACCCAACUUCAAAAAUGGACGAUUGCGCAGUGGUGUGCUUGUUUCUGGAUGGCAAGAUGGACACUGAAUCUGAGGCAGAAGAGCAAUGUGUAUCUGCAGUGAGUUAUUGUGGUCAGCAGUCUUGCACUGCAACUGAGUUGGAUGAUGGCCAGAAUUCUGAACCAUUUCUACAGAGGAAUUUUACAGUCAGAUCAGCAGAAGAUGGCAACCCAAACAACAAAAUUCAAGUCGAGGUUGAGGGAGAUGGUGGAACUAUAAUUGAUGAACAGAACUGGUCGGGUUUGGAAGGUGUGACACGAGUCAACUCACUGGUUCAACUUCCAAGAUUUUCUGCAGAGAGGCUGAAUGCAUGACUCAUGCAUUUGUAAAGAGUGAAUUGAUGAUGUACUUGUAAUCCAAUGGCUUAGGAGCCUGACAAAUGCAAGAAAAUUGGUAAAUUCUCCUAUGAUGCUACCAUUGGGCUGAAA
Nelumbo nucifera (sacred lotus) is the source of this 2153-nucleotide messenger RNA. Its product is annotated as putative protein phosphatase 2C 1. Gene Ontology annotation, molecular function: protein serine/threonine phosphatase activity. NCBI's taxonomy places the organism in Eukaryota, Viridiplantae, Streptophyta, Magnoliopsida, Proteales, Nelumbonaceae. The record is from RefSeq and is a predicted model, not a curated record. Gene Ontology annotation, biological process: protein dephosphorylation.